AUGGGAAAGAAGAAGGUUCUCGUGAGCUAUGGGGUUGACAUUGAUGCUGUCGCUGGCUGGCUUGGCUCGUAUGGGGGUGAAGACUCCACGAGUGACAUCAGUAGGGGUCUCUGGGCUGGAACAAUAGGAACUCAGCGCCUGCUGAAGCUUUUCGAUAAGUACGGAAUCAAGGCAACAUGGUUCAUCCCUGGUCACUCUCUCGACACCUUCCCCGAAGACUGCGCUGCCGUACGAGAUGCAGGACACGAGAUCGGACUACACGGCUACUCGCACGAGAACCCUGCCGAUAUGACCUUUGAGCAACAACGCGAUGUUCUUGACAAAACCUACAAGCAACUCACUGCUUUCUGCAAUGGCAAACCUCCGCGAGGUUCCGUCGCACCCUGGUGGGAGACGUCCAAAGAGGGCACCGAGCUCUUGCUUAGCUACGGCAUCGAAUACGAUCACUCCAUGUCGCACGAAGACCAUCGCUGCUAUUGGCUACGCACGGGCGAUGAGUGGACCAAGAUCGACUACACCAAGAAGGCGACAGAAUGGAUGAAACCCCUCACGAAAGGGAAAGAAACGGGUCUGGUAGAGAUACCGGGCAGUUGGUACAUUGACGACCUACCGCCAAUGAUGUUCAUGAAGAAGAGCGCGAACAGCCAUGGAUGGGUAAAUCCGAGGGACGUGGAACAGAUAUGGAUGGACCACUUCGAUUACUUCUAUCGGGAGUACGACGAGUUUGUCUUCCCAAUGACAAUUCACCCGGACGUCAGUGGAAGGCCACAUGUUGUGCUCAUGCAUGAGAGGAUUAUCGAGCAUAUCAACAAACACGAGGGCGUAGAAUGGGUGACCAUGGAACAGAUGGCGGACGACUUCAAGAAGAAUAACACGGUACCCGAGAAUGCGAUGAUGCCGUCGCCACGCGGUGAAAUCCUGAAGUUGCAGAAGGAAGGGAAGGCGUACUCUCUGCUUGAUUACGAUGGACCUAUGCCGAAAUAG
This is a messenger RNA of Alternaria novae-zelandiae, 984 nucleotides long. RefSeq lists its product as uncharacterized. The transcript is spliced from 5 exons. Gene Ontology annotation, biological process: carbohydrate metabolic process. Gene Ontology annotation, molecular function: hydrolase activity, acting on carbon-nitrogen (but not peptide) bonds. The coding region runs from base 1 to 984 and encodes 327 amino acids. The record is from RefSeq and is a predicted model, not a curated record. NCBI's taxonomy places the organism in Eukaryota, Fungi, Ascomycota, Dothideomycetes, Pleosporales, Pleosporaceae.